AGAAAAGAGUAAGUGAGUUCUAUGAUGUUUAAGGUGAUAGUAUAGAUAUAUGUGUUAAAUACACGAUCAUAUAUGUAUAUAUAUGUAUAACAAUCCAACGACUUGCAUCUUUGAGGGAUGGUUAAGGUUCGGCUAAGUUCGGAUUCAUAGCCGAACUUAUCCGAAAACUAUAUUUCGCUGGCUACUGGCUACCUUCACCAUGGGUGUUUUCACCUCUCCGUCGGUUUGUCAUGAAAAAUUUGUUCGUUUGUCGCGUUUGUUUCUGAGAUAAAUAAUCUUAGACGUGUCUCGAAAUAUUAUACGGAAUACGUUCAUUUCGUAGUUGUAUUUCUUGAGAAGAAAUUCGACGUGUGUUUUAUUCCUCACAGUUCUCAGUGUCGCACAUGUGAAAAUUAGGAUUUUGACGGAUCUGAUUUAAUGCAAUGGCGACGUUACUUUCCAUUAUGUUGUUCACGUUUUUUUUAACCGUCGGUUGUUACUGUGCUCCUGAAAAUUCUUGCAACUAUGCAAUGCCAAUGCAGAAAAAUCAACGAUAGGGAAAGAAUGAUCUUCUUCGGGUAUAUCGACGAAAGAAAUACAAGUUUCUUGAGAAGAAGAGGAGAAGCUUCGAGAAAAAAGUUGCCGAUCUUACAAAUUAUAUCAAAUUUUAAGAACCCAUAUUCUUAGUGAUCUGUAUCCAAACAUUUUAAAAACCAAAGUGUAUUUUAGUGCUUAUUUUACAUAUUUACAUCACGAAAUGUGUAUUAUGAAAAUUUCAUAUUCACAUCAUCAUAGCUCAAUAUCCAUGAAAAAAGACCAAACGUAAGAACAUUGGAGGAACAUUUGCAAAAAGAAUUGUCAUAUUUCAUGACUCAGUGACAGUGAAUUUAUAUAGUGAACAAGUUUGAUAUUACAUACAAAAAAUGGGUAAUUGUUUCAGCAGUCCAACAGAUACAGAAAAAGAGAAGCCUGAUAGAAUAGGCAAUCCUAAUAUAGAAGCAGUUGCAUCUCCAGCUAGUCCAGUGCCAACACCACCUCCAGAUCCUAUAAGGCCUAUGCCACAAAUUCCAGAUGCAGAUGUGCCAACUGCAAAAAUUUUUGUUGCACUUUAUGAUUAUGAUGCACGUACUGAUGAAGAUUUAAGCUUCAGAAAAGGUGAACACUUAGAAAUCUUAAAUGACACUCAAGGAGACUGGUGGUUAGCUAGAAGUAAAAGAACCCGACAAGAAGGAUAUAUUCCCAGCAAUUAUGUUGCAAAAUUAAAGUCUAUAGAAGCAGAACCAUGGUACUUCAGAAAAAUUAAACGAAUUGAAGCAGAGAAGAAAUUAUUGCUUCCUGAAAAUGACCAUGGUGCAUUCUUAAUUAGAGAUUCUGAAAGUCGACACAAUGAUUAUUCUCUUUCAGUACGCGAUGGUGAUACAGUUAAACAUUAUCGCAUUAGGCAACUGGAUGAAGGUGGUUUCUUCAUUGCUAGGAGAACUACAUUCAGGAACCUUCAGGAUCUUGUUGAACAUUAUAGUAAAGAUGCUGAUGGACUAUGUGUAAAUCUCUGCAAACCCUGUGUACAGGUUGAGAAACCUGUAACUGAGGGUCUUAGUCAUCGCACACGAGAUCAAUGGGAGAUUGAUCGUUCAUCUCUCAAAUUUGUGAGAAAAUUAGGCCAAGGUCAAUUUGGAGAAGUAUGGGAAGGAUCCUGGAAUAAUACAACUGCAGUAGCAAUAAAGACACUCAAACCAGGAACUAUGGAUCCUAAAGAUUUCUUAGCAGAAGCACAAAUUAUGAAAAAACUUCGUCAUGCAAAAUUAAUUCAAUUAUAUGCUGUUUGUACCUUGGAAGAACCUAUUUACAUUAUUACGGAAUUGAUGAGGAAUGGUAGCUUAUUGGAAUAUCUGCAAGGGAAAGGAAAAACAUUAAAUUUACAACGAUUAAUUGAUAUGGCUGCACAAAUUGCAGCAGGUAUGGCGUACCUCGAGUCACAAAAUUAUAUCCAUCGAGAUUUAGCUGCUCGUAAUGUGUUAGUAGCAGAAUUAAAUGUUGUGAAGAUUGCAGAUUUUGGUUUAGCUAGACUUAUUAAGGAAGAUGAGUAUGAAGCUCGAAUAGGUGCACGUUUUCCAAUUAAAUGGACUGCACCUGAAGCUGCAAAUUAUAGCAAAUUCAGUAUUAAAUCGGACGUCUGGUCAUUUGGUAUUCUUUUGACUGAAUUGGUUACUUACGGUAGAAUACCAUAUCCAGGUAUGACAAAUGCUGAAGUUCUUCAUCAAGUAGAACAUGGAUAUAGAAUGCCAUGUCCACCUGGUUGUCCAACUGCACUGUAUGAUAUUAUGUUAGAAUGUUGGAACAAAGAUCCAAUGAAGAGGCCAACUUUCGAAACAUUACAAUGGAAACUGGAAGAUUUCUUCACUAUGGAAGGUUCUGAAUAUAAGGAAGCCUCUGCAUAUUAAUGUGCGGAAACAAUUUAUAAUUCUUAUAACAUAUUUGGUUAUAAUAUCUAUCAACAAAAUAUAAUAGAUAUUCUGUAUGAAUGUGCAACGAGGUAAAUGCAAAUUAUUAUAAUUAACAAUUAUAUUCAGAAUACGGAUGUUUGUGAUAUUUGAGAGAGUAUACUUUAUACUGAAGGAUAUAUAGUUUUCUUUUUAUAAACUAUAAAUACGGUUUAUUUUUUUAGCAAUAUGAUUAUGUCAAUCGCUUUUGUUACAUAUUCUGGCUGCCAUAAAAAGUAGAACAAUUUUGUCAAUUCACGAAUGAUUACACAUAAACGAACAUUGAAAUGUUAAUUAGUGACUUUUAAAAGCAAUGAUGUAGUUCAGAUUUUAUUUUAAAAAAUUAUAUUCUGGACAUGUUGCUAUUAAUACUAUCUUUUGGACAAUAUCUAUGGGAGUUAACAUUUUUAAGCUAAAAAUUUAUUAUUUACUAAUUUUGAGAUGAUUAAAUGCAAAUAUUAUGAAUUAAGUGAAAAAUUUUCAGACACAGCCAAUUUAAUUAAACUUUUUCUUAAAAAUGGUUUAAACACUUAUUAUAUAAUAAUAAGGAUUAUUAUAUAAUAAUAAGGCUGUCUUGAUUCAUCAUUCUUAUUUAUUUCUAUACGUACUCAUAUUUUUUUUAUUAUUAUUUUUACAAUUGUUAAUUUAUUUGUUAAUGACGAACAUGCAAGUAUAACAUAUUUUGUGUUAAAAAUUCAUAAAACGUAUUGUGUGAAAACUUACAAAUGACUUAUUAAGCUAACAUAAAUGUAAGAUAAAUUUUGUCAAUAUUUAUAAUUCAUUAUUUUUUUAAUACGUUAACUCUCAAUUAUUCUUGAAAAAAGCACAUAUUAAUUAAAAGCAAUAUAUCUAAUCUAAAAAUUAUUCCUAACUGUUUAUAAGAAAUAAGAAAAUAUAAGAUGUAAGAUAACAUAAGAAAGUAUACAAGGGUAUUAAUAUUAUUAUAAGAGCACGUAAACUAUUAUAUUUGAAUUUUUUUUAUUUAAUAGCAUAAAAUAAGGUAUAGUCUUUGAAUUCCAAAUUAGUAUCCAUUGUUAAUAACUACUCAGUUGAUCGCAUCUUCAUAUUAAUUCAGUUUAUUAUUGCUAUUUCUUACUUUCAAACUCAAAUUUUUCAUUUUUAUACAUUUGUACACCAGAUAUAUUAUUAUUAAUUUAUUAAGUUCUAAAAUUUUAUCUUUUAUUAAUAUUUUUAGAAAUUUUAAUUUCUCAAUUAAGUGACAUACAAUUCGUAGAAAUAUACUAUAAUUGUUUGUUUCAUUUCGGCUUCUGCAAGAAUCUUUAGAAUAAAUAGAGCAAACAUAUAUAAAUCUUAGCUUAUCUUAUACUUGCAUUUUAUUACCGUAUUUAUUAUUUACUUUUUUUUCGAAAAAUUUACAUAUAAUGUAUACUUCUCAAAAUUGUAUAAAAAUUUAUUUCAUUUAUAAAAAGACAUUAAGAUAUAUGUGUAAAGUAAACACAUAGAAUUUAUAUAUUUGGUUUUUAUAUGAAUGAAUAUACAAAAAAGUGAUCAGAAAUAAACAAAAUUUGUCUAGUCAGAGACCACUCUUCUAUUGUCACUAUGGUGUUGAAUGCACCAUAUCUUCAUGAACAUAAGACAUACUGCCAAGUAAAUAUAAAAAAGAAACAUUUACCAUUAUUUACAACUACUAUUGUUAUUUAGCGAACAAAUAACAAAUAAAACUGUAUAAUGACAUAACGUUAUACGAAUAAUUAAAACAAAAGGAAAACAUUACUUAAAAUUAAGUAAAAGAAAAUUUAAUUAUUCUGUGGUCAUCUGAUGAUUAAUUUAUUACCAUUAUUUCAAGAAAUUACAUUGCUUGUAAUUAAAUAGUAUUGCUGGUAUUAAAUAGUAUUAAACUGAUGAUACUAAGAAUUUUAAAAAUCAUUUAUGAAUAUGUAUGUAGAAUAUCAGGCACUUUGUACAAAAAUAAAUUUUUAUAUAA
This is a messenger RNA of Frieseomelitta varia, 4404 nucleotides long. RefSeq names its product tyrosine-protein kinase Src42A (gene Src42A). Gene Ontology annotation, biological process: cell surface receptor protein tyrosine kinase signaling pathway; protein phosphorylation; cell differentiation. The record is from RefSeq and is a predicted model, not a curated record. NCBI's taxonomy places the organism in Eukaryota, Metazoa, Arthropoda, Insecta, Hymenoptera, Apidae. Gene Ontology annotation, molecular function: ATP binding; non-membrane spanning protein tyrosine kinase activity; signaling receptor binding. Bases 903 to 2420 code for a protein of 505 amino acids. Gene Ontology annotation, cellular component: extrinsic component of cytoplasmic side of plasma membrane. The transcript has 7 exons.